AUAAAUUCUGACAGGGUAACAGAGACUCUCAUUAAGCUCCAUUAACAUAUUGACUUACACAUCCCUCAGGAUUCAAAUGAAGGAGAACAUGGGACAUGCAACGCAUGUAUGACCAAAGUCACCAAACCCCGUCCAUAACAUGCAAUUGUUCCAUCCCCUUGGGACAGACCAAAAUUUAUAAUACAAAAGGGAGGCUUCAGGGUACAAAAGGCUGGAGGAGGAAAACACCUCUGGAGGAGGAAAACAUCUCUGCCUGCUCAGGACCAGCCAGUGGAUUGUCUCUCCCCCUCUCCUGAAGGGACGCCUUUAGGAGGAACAGCUUAAAAGCAGAAGACUGAGGGGAAGGACUGAAAAUCACUCAAGUGACCUUGCAAUUGGGAAUAACCCUUGAUAAACCAGUGUGAACAGCACAGACCAAGUUUAACAGUGCCUGCAUCUCCACUUCUGUGCCCCUGCCUGGGUGGUGAUUCAGGGAUCCCUGAUUAGAGAGGUAACAGAAAUAAAUCUAUUCUUUGUUUUCGAGCCCUGACUUGGUGGUUAUCCCAGCUGCCUGCCUGUGCCCACUCCCACAUUUGUCACAGUUUUCAGGAUCUGGGAACAACCAUGUCGUGGCUAGCAAAAAGGUCAAAAAAGCUGAAUAAGUUGAAAAAGUUGAAAAAGUCAGGGGCCAGAGAGGGUGUGGUGGUGAAUCCCCACAUUCCAGGAUGGCCCAGCACCGAGCGCUGGACCCCUGUGGCCGCUUUCCUUGCCACAAUGGCUAGUCCGGAGACAUGGCCUGAAAUAGACGACGGCGUGGUGGUGAGCCCCCACAGGGUUGAGAUCGCCAUGCGCGGGCUGCCCUGGAAAGGGGCAUCCAAGUCUUCCCGCAAGCUGGCGGGGAGGCUGGGAUGGCUCCUGGCCACGGGGCUGAGGGCUCUGGACCGGGAGGUGAUAGCGCUGCAGAGCAAGGUGAGCGAGCUGGAGCUGCUCACCUACGCCCAAGCCCGCGACUGCGAGGCGAUAGCGCUGCAGAGCAAAGUGAGGGAGCUGGAGUUGCUGACCUACACCAGAGCUCUGGAAUGUGAGGUCACCGCGCUGCUGGGGAAAGUGAGAGAGCUGGAAAGGGAAGUUGUGACUUUACGGGCUGCAAAGAUGAUUGCACACAAAGUAACCACCACUCAAGCAGAGCAGUGCUAUGAGCAGCAAUGCACUAUACAGCAGCUGCUGUCACCCAAGCAUAAAUAUGUGGAAAAUAAGGUGUUGAUCUCCCAAGUUCGUGCUCCAGCUAUGAUAUCUUCACGGGAUCCUAAGGAAUGGGAUGGAAAUCUUUGGGGUGAGUACUCAGACUUUGAGAUUGAGAUUUAGCCAGAUUUAGCAGAUGGUGGGGUGGCAUAGAUCACACAUAUUUACACUCUGAAAGAGUUCCAAUUAUGCACUCCUAGACAAGGAAAUCCUUUUAAAUUAGAAAUAAUAAUUCUAGAUUAUAUAGCCUCAUGGGGAUUGUGGCUGAUAACUGGACCAAACAGCAAAAAAAAAAAAAAAAUCUGUAGAAUCUUGGUCCCAGUUAUUCCAAGGCACUGCCAUACAUUAUACCCUGAUGGAAAAAUGAAUUAAAGAUGUAGCUUGGGCACUGCAAAAAGCUGAAAGAAUUACAGGCCAAAAUAGUAUGACUGUACACCUUCAGUACAAAACACAGUGAGGAGCAAAAAUCUUUAAGAUGGUGGCUUUCCCAAAAUAUUACCCACAGAGGAAAUGGAAUUGUUUAUACCAAUGGAUUGUGCAAGCUCUUAAUCCAGAUGUGCUCAUUCAUAUAAUAACUUCUGACAAUGUGGUAUGAUUGUCCCUAUCUUCUUCCUUUUAUUCUAUACCCUCUAUUAAUAUAUUCUCAAGUGCUUGUACUUCAUGUGUCUUUGAUUACUUCCUGUGCCUUAUCUAGGGAGGAUGCACUAGAACUAUGUUAUUGGUGUCACAGACCAAACAUCCAGUCAAAGUUCCAUCUGAAAUAGCACAAGCCACACCUCUCCAACCUGUGUGGCCCAUUACCCAAUCUCCAGUUACCAGACCUGGAGUAACAUUAGCUGAAGGAGCUGGAGCAACCACAUGUGUAUCACUGGACAGAGAUGACACUCCUGUUUUCAUCCACAGGCUGGCUUGUUGUGCUUUUUAGGCUUGUAGUAUAAGCACAUAUCUUGGAUACAAUUCUGCAAAAUCAAUAUGUAAAUACUUUUGUGUGGUUGUUUUUUACUGUAACUAACUUGUCAUUAUUCUUUCUGGGAAGUGUCUGUAGAGCAGGUGGCACGUGCCCUCGUGUGAGGUUUAACUUGGAUAUCCAAUGCAGCUAUUCCCUUAUAUUUGGGAAUAACUGAUGCACACUGUGGAACCUUGCAACACUGGUUACUGGUGAACUACAUCCCCCUUCAACAUCAUGGACUCUGUUCUGAGUUUGAAGGCUUGUUCUGCUUUGACCUGGCUGCAGAACCGCUUGGCGUGGGGGAUCUCAUUCAGUAUCUCAAGGACAACAAAUCACAACCUACUGGUGGUGCCUGACAGGAGGGGUGGGACACUUGACUCAGAGCAUUAUAGGCUUAUUUGUUUAUUCCUUUUCCCCUAUGCUUAAGUGCCUCUGUAAAUCCCCCAUCCCACAUCUCCAGCCAUAGCAGCAGCAGUCUCUUGAGCAAAGGGGUGGAAAUUUGGGAGGAAUGGGUUAAAAAGCGGAAGAUUGGCGAGGAGGAUUGUAAAUGGCUCAAGUGACCUUGCACCUGGGAAUAACCCUUGAUAAGCCAGUAUGAGCAGCAGCAGCCAGUGAUCCCCUGGCAUGGACUGAUUUUAACAGUGCCUGUGUCUCCUCUGGCAUGCCUCUGCUUUGGGGAGUCCCCAGUUAGCAAGGUAGCAGAAAUAAAUUUACUCUUUGCAUUCUG
Vidua macroura (Pin-tailed whydah) is the source of this 2897-nucleotide messenger RNA. RefSeq lists its product as uncharacterized. Bases 604 to 1344 code for a protein of 246 amino acids. The record is from RefSeq and is a predicted model, not a curated record. The transcript is spliced from 2 exons. NCBI's taxonomy places the organism in Eukaryota, Metazoa, Chordata, Aves, Passeriformes, Viduidae.